UUCACUUGCCUGCCAUUGUUAUUCUUGUGAAAACGUAAACAGGCAAAAAAUAUCUGUUUUUCAAAUUACUGAAUGAAAAAUAUUAUAAUAGUGUUAAUUUAUUAAUGUUUAGAAUAAAUAAAUAAGCAGUUAAUUGAUUAUCAUCGUGUAAAACUAGUUUUUUACAUGAACAUGUAUCUGUAAAAGUGUUUAUAGUUUAGUCUAUUUAAUCCGUAGUUUAUUUAGAUAUCUACAAUAAAACUUCUAUGAUUUUAAUAUGGGAGACGUCAGAAUAUGUCGUAUUUGCUUAAACACAGAUGUAGAGAUGCAGGAUUUAUUGUCCUACCCUUUAGAAACAUAUUUUGCAUCAAUGAUGAUUGAAAGUAAGCCCCUCUACCCCAACUUGCCACCAUAUGCUUGCUAUCAAUGUGCUGCUCUUGUGAAGAAGUUCCACUUAUUCAGACAGAAAUGUUUACAAAGUCAAGUUCUGUUAUGUGGAAUAAUUGAUGAUUGUGGAAAGGUGACGCCAACCCUAAUAAAAUCAAUAGACAAGCAAAACCUCCUUACUAUUUCAAAUGUGACACAGAUAAGUAUAGAACAAGACACCACAGAUUGCAUAGACAUAGACCGGCCAGUAUUUGUCACAGAGGUCAUUAAAAAGGAGUAUCACGAUGAUGAUUUAGAUGUCCCAGAUCAUUGCAGCCCGUGUAAUGGCUCCAGUGACGAUGAAAGCAAGAAUAGUGAGAAACUUCAGGAUUUGGAGAAGGUGGAAAUCCAGGUGAAAAUGGAUGAAGAUGAAGAUGAGUCUGAGCUUCCAGAAACAAUAGUAGAUGUGCCAAAAAUACCUGUAAGAAAACCACGGCUGGGUCCAUCCAAGAAGGAAGGGAGAUCAAAGAGAGUGACCACUAAAGCAAAGAAAAGAAUGAACAAGAUAAAGGAUGCUGUGCCAACUGAAGACAAUACUGAUAUGGAUGAUAUUACCGUUGUUACUUUAUCAUUAGAGGAGCAGCUAGAAGAGAUGAACAAGCGCAAGCAGUCGUCGAACUACCUGGACUGUCCGUACCAGUGCAACCUCUGCUACAAAGGGUUCAACAACACACACACGUGGAAACAUCAUCUAACUAAACAUUCGCCGACCGCAGGAGACAUAGAAUGCACAAUAUGCAAGUACAGGUUCAAAACGAAGCGCAACCUGCAGCGACACGCACUCAACCACGGGAAGAAAUUCGUCUGCAAGCUAUGUCCGUACAACUCUAGUAAUAUAACCACAGUGAGGCAGCAUCAAGGUUCACACAAGGGAAUCACAUAUAAAUGCAAAUAUUGUGACGAGGUUUUCACAGUGAGAACAACGUAUGUAAGCCACAUGCGAGUAAAGCAUCCGUCAGAGAACAUAUGUGGGUACUGCGGGUACUCCUUCUACAGUAAACGAGGACUUGUUGUACAUAAGAAUAUGGUACAUAAGGACUAUGAGAUAAAACCAGAAGAGAAUACAGAAGACGGUCCAUACUGCGCGGAGUGCGACGUGAAGUUCGUGUCGAGCGUAGCGUACAAGCGGCACAUGGUCAUGUCGGUCAAACACACGCAGAGCACGGACUCUAUUAACGGUUGUCGUGUAUGUGGAGCCACGUUCUCGGACCCUGAGGAGUUGAGGGUCCACCAUCGCAAGGAACACCCCAAGAGACAACCCGUACAUUAUCGGCUAAAGGGCGCUAAGACAAAAUGGCCGGCACGAUGUGAACAUUGUCCUGAAGAGAUAGAGAGUGCCCGCGCGUACUGGAAGCACUUCCGACUGAAGCAUCCCAACGAGAACUACCCCGUGCAGAAGAAAUGUGUCUGUGAUAUUUGCGGGAAGAGGUUUACGUGCAACGCCCUGCUAGUAAUGCACAAGCGCACCCACUUCGGCGAGCGUCCGUACAAGUGUCCCCAGCCGCACUGCGACAAGGCUUGCUUCACUGCCUUCGACCUCCGCGUGCACCAGCAGAAACAUUCAGACUCGCGACCCUUCCCUUGCAAUGUAUGCUCCAAGGCUUUUAAGAGAAAAGAGGCGCUUGAACGACAUGUAAAGAUCCACUCAGGAGACAACCCGUACAAGUGCGAGAUAUGUGGCGUGGCGUUCAGUAAGUCGUGCACACGGACUCUCCACGUCCGCACCGUGCACACCAAGGAACCCGCACCCACACGGAGAAGGCGGCUUAAGGACAACAAAUCAUAAUAGCUUAGCAUCAUCAGUUAAAAAAUGUCGUCAGAGGCCCUGGUAAUCAUUGAACAAUCUAUCUGUUGAAGAGACAGACCUUUUGACCGCCAGAGACAGGCUAAAAAGUACCCAGGACCCACACAGUCACAACUGCAAAUUUAUUAAUUUAUUUAAUGGAAAUAACAUACUAUUAAAUAACAUACUUUUAAAUAAACCUUUAUUUUCCAAUUUCCUUCACUAAAUUUCUUUUCUUGACUCAUUUUUAUUUAUUUUUAGUAGACUUAUUUCUAUGUAAACUCAUAAAAUCUUUAAAAAAUACUAUGUAGAGAAAAAAAUCAUAGUUUGGUGAUGGUGCGUUUGCUGUUUUGACAUGGCGGUCAAACGGUUAAUGAAUGUAAAAAAAUUGUAUUGAAAAUCGAUUCGAAUCGACCCAAAAUUAAGAGUAAAUAAAGCUUAUUAUUGCAUUUAUAUAUUUAAUUAACAACAAACAAAUAAAUAAUAUU
Spodoptera frugiperda (fall armyworm) is the source of this 2676-nucleotide messenger RNA. Its product is annotated as zinc finger protein ZFP2. Lineage: Eukaryota; Metazoa; Arthropoda; Insecta; Lepidoptera; Noctuidae. Gene Ontology annotation, cellular component: nucleus. The record is from RefSeq and is a predicted model, not a curated record. Gene Ontology annotation, biological process: regulation of transcription by RNA polymerase II. The coding region runs from base 257 to 2191 and encodes 644 amino acids. The transcript is spliced from 13 exons. Gene Ontology annotation, molecular function: RNA polymerase II transcription regulatory region sequence-specific DNA binding; zinc ion binding; DNA-binding transcription factor activity, RNA polymerase II-specific.